Pseudopodoces humilis (Tibetan ground-tit) is the source of this 6236-nucleotide messenger RNA. RefSeq names its product ubinuclein 1 (gene UBN1). Gene Ontology annotation, biological process: chromatin organization. The record is from RefSeq and is a predicted model, not a curated record. NCBI's taxonomy places the organism in Eukaryota, Metazoa, Chordata, Aves, Passeriformes, Paridae. Gene Ontology annotation, cellular component: nucleus.
CUGGGCUGCUGUCCCAGGGACGGUGGUGUCCGGGCCUCCGUGCAGCGGGAGAUCAGGCGGCCGGAGCGCAGCCCCAGCCCGGGAGGUGCAGCCUCGGCCCCGGGAGGUGCAGCCCAGCCGGGUGUUUGUGCCCAGGGCUCCUGGGCCGCGUCAAAGCGAGUCUGGCAGGCUGGUUUUGUUUCCCCGGCAGCUGGAUUUCCUUCAGCCCUUACAGAUGGAGCGGUGUGGUCUGAGGAGAGAGAUCUGCAAUGGACUGGAGGGAUAGCGGGGAACUUCCAGUGUUGGAGGGAAGACUGGUACAAGGAUUGACUUCUUUCUUUCUUCUCUCUAAUGAUUGCAGCAAGCGCUCGCAGCACGGCCCUUUGUCAAUUCCCGAGAAAACUCCAAAAGCAAAGCACUUGUUCUGCUGCCAGCAUCCUCAAUUAUCCUUGGUGAAAUCCAUCAGUGCAGCCUGACAGACCUUUCCUAAUGCAAUGGGAAGGAUGCCGUGAGGCCUGCUAAGACUUGGCCAUAGCCAUGACAGAGCCCCACAGGGUUUCGUUCACCACUCUGCAUGGCCCACUGAGCAGCAGCUUCCUGAAAAGGUCUCGGAAGGACGAUGGAGAGCAGCCCCCGGAGCCCGAGCCAGCGGCCACGGCCGUGCGGAUCACCCUGACCCUCUUCGAGCCAGACCACAAACGCUGCCCGGAGUUCUUCUACCCAGAUCUCCUCAAGAGCUGCAGAGGGAAAGUGAAAGGGGGUUCUUCAGGUGACAAGAAGAAAGAUCUGGCUGAUCCCUUCAAUGAUGAGGAAAAGGAAAGGCAUAAAGUGGAGGCUCUUGCUAGGAAGUUUGAAGAAAAAUAUGGUGGCAAGAGGCGCAGGAAGGACCGGAUUCAGGAUUUGAUUGAUAUGGGGUAUGGCUAUGAUGAGUCCGACUCCUUCAUCGACAACUCGGAAGCUUAUGAUGAGCUGGUUCCUGCCUCUCUCACUACGAAGUAUGGAGGGUUUUACAUCAACUCAGGAACGCUGCAGUUCCGGCAGGCCUCUGAGUCUGAGGAUGACUAUGUCAAAGAGAAGAAGAAGAAGUGUCCCAAGAAGCGGAAGUUGAAAGAUGGGGGUGAAAAAAUAAAGAAGAAGAAGAAGGAUGAUUCUUAUGACAAGGAAAAGAAAUCAAAGAAGUCCAAGUUUCCAAAAGCUGGCUUCACAGCAUUAAAUGCAAGUAAGGAGAAGAAGAAGAAGAAAUACUCUGGAGCUCUCAGUGUCAAGGAGAUGCUGAAAAAGUUUCAGAAGGAGAAGGAUGCUCAGAAGAAAAAAGAUGAAGAGCAGAAAGUGGUGACUCCUUCCCCAGUAGACCCUGCAGCCCCAAGGGAGGCAGAGGCCAUGGCAGACCCUCUGCUGUCCCUCUUUGGCCACGCCAGUGACAGUGACCUGCUCCAGGCAGCCACAGCCAUGGACUCCUUGAGCGAGCUGGAGCUGGAGCGGCUCCUCAGCGAGUCCCCGGAGGGCAGUCCCUUCCCCGAGGUGGACGAUGGCAGCGACCCUGGUGGCACAGGCUUGGAGCAGGAGUUCAAGCAGCCACCAUCCCUCCCAGAAGGGCUCCCAGCCCCACUGGAGAAACGCAUCAAGGAACUGGCUCAGGCUGCCAGAGCUGCUGAGGGAGAAGGCAAGCAGAGAUUCUUCACUCAGGACAUCAACAACAUCAUACUGGACAUCGAGCUGCAGACACGGGAGCUGAGCAGCCAGGUACGCUCGGGGGUCUACGCUCACCUGGCCGCCUUCUUCCCCUGCAGCAAGGACACCCUGCUCAAGCGAGCCCGCAGGCUCUACCUCUACGAGCAGGGUGGCCGACUGAAGGAGCCUCUGCAGAAGUUGAAGGAAGCCAUUGGAAGGGCCAUGCCAGAGCAGGUGGCCAAGUACCAGGAGGAAUGCCAAGCCCAUACUCAGGCCAAGUUUUCCAAGAUGCUGGAAGAAGAAAAAGACAAAGAACAGCGAGUUUGUUCUGAUGAUGAUGAGGAUGAAGAAAAGGGAGGGAAGCGAGUCGCGGGCCCACGGAAGAAAUUCCAGUGGAAUGAUGAAAUCAGGGGUCUGCUUUGCCACUUGGUGAAGAUUAAGUUGGAUGGUUAUGUCCUUGACAAGAAUAAGGCUCAGUCUCUAGAGGAUUACGUGAAGACCUUCCUAGAAGGAGAGGUGAAGCCCCUUUGGCCAAAAGGCUGGAUGCAGGCCAGGACACUGUUUAAGGAGAGCAGGCGUGUACACGGACACCUCACAUCAGUCCUGUCGAAGAAGAAAGUUAUAGCUCCUACUAAGGUGAAAGUGAAGGACUCUUCCUGCAAGCCAGACAAGAAGCUGUCGGUGUCUGUCCCUUCCCUGCACUCGAGCAGCACCUUGGCCUUGUCCUCAGAGCCCCAGGGAGGAGCCCUAGGCAUCAGUGCCCAAACCAGGGAACUCUUGUCCCUUGGGACAGCCCAAGCUGCCAGCAGCACUGCCACUCCUGCCACCUUCAAGGAUGACUCUUUGGAUGAGGACUUGAUUCACAACCCCACCUCUUCCCUGGAAGCUGUGUCCAAGGAACUGGCUGUGCUAAAUAGCAGGGCAGCAGAGAGCCCUGACUUUACUCUUCCUGCAGCUCCAAAAGCUCCACCAGAGAAGAUCCCAACUCUUGCAUCCUCAGAGGAGAAGAGGACAUUUCCAAAGCCCAACCCUUCCCCUACAUCAUCCUCUGGUUCCCUCCAGUCUCCUCUAAACUUCCUAGCUGAGCAGGCCCUGGCUUUGGGCCAGUCUUCUCAAGACAAGAAGACAGAGAACUCUAAUUACAAAGAGCAUUCCUGCCAAGCCUCCCCCAGCAAAAUCCUUCCUGACACCCACCAGGCUAAACAGAAGCACCACAGCCUGGUCAGGCCUGGCCACGGGCCGCCGGCCUCGACGCCGGUGCCGGGCUCUCAGGUGAAGGUGUUCCACCCUGGUGCUCAGCUCCAGAAAACCUUCACCUCCCCAGCUGCCUUUGUCAAACUGCAGAAUCCCAAGUCCUCCACCCCUCUGCCCCAGCGCUCCCUCCUCCAGCAGGUCAAGUCAUCAACCAAAGCUCAGAGCUUCCAUUCCUCCACGUCCCCAAGCAGCACCCAAAACUCCAGCAGCUCCCACAAGAGCCAAGGCUUGUCCUCAUCAUCUCUGAGCUACGCCGGGAAGCACUCGAGUGGCUCCGGCUCUUCAGGACAAUCUUACAAAUCGCCUUUCGUCGCUGGGUCCCUCUCCAAGCACGGGGCUUCUUCCAGCAGCUCCUCCUCUGGAGCUUCUGCCAACCAGGGCAGUUCCUCUGGGACUUUGCUGCCCAACGUUCCGGCCCCUUCCCCGGGCUCAGCCUCCAGCCGCCCGGCCUCCGGCUCCUCCGUGAAGAAAACUCCCGUUUCCCAGAAGCUGACCCUGGUGGCACCUCCUGGGGGCUCCAAUGGAGAUUCCAGUGGGGGCACCCAGGGGGUGGCCAAGUUGCUGACCUCGUCCCUAAAGCCAGCUGUGGUCAGCAGCACCACAGCCUCUACCUCUGUGCCGAAAGGAACUAGUGGAGCUGUGCUGCUAACGAGUUCUUCCUCCUUAAGUGUACUGGCUCCAUCCUACAAGUCCAACAACCCAAAGCUGCCAGCUGCUCUGAGCUCCACCCCGUUAGGUAUUAUCUCUCCUAUUCAUUCUUUCCCUCUCCAUGUCAUCUCCUUCAGUUCCGACUCCUCCCCAAAAGCAGGAGUUUCCAAGGAUGCAAUAGUUACGGGACCUGCUCCAGGAACUUUCCACCACGGCCUCGGGCACAGUCUUCUGGCUGGUUUGCACUCCAGCCCCCACCAUGCAGCGCCACUCCCACACUCUGCCCUGUCCACUCAUUUACCACAGAGUUUGCCAGAUGCUUCUCAGCUUCACGGCAAAGGGUCCAAUGCACAGCAGCGCAAGUUGUGACACCUGCAAGGAGGGGAGCUCCAGCACCCAUAGGAUAAAAUCCAGAGGAACAGGUCAUGGACUUUGGAUACCAGCUGUGUCUUUUGAUUUCUUUUUGGUUUUUUUUCUAUUUCUUUUUUUUUUAUGACAACUGGAGAGACUGAACUGCAACAAGGAACUCAUUGGGGGGUCUGCUCAGAGGCUUUCAGAGCUGAGCCCCACACAUGGGGCCACCUUGAGCCAUGCCCCGAUGAGAGGAGCCUUUUGUAGCACUGUUUUAUUGCUGCUGCCCUUCCUGCAUUCCCUGGCACUGGCAGAAGCUGGAACUGGCAGGGAGGCUCAGGUGGUCCUGCAGUGGAUUCCCACCCACCUGUGUCUGUAGCUGCCAAGUACCUCCAAGUCCAGUUACCUUCUUGGUCUCCCCCUGGAGGGUAUGAAAGGUGCUUCUUUCUUCUGCUUUGGAUUUACUUGGAUAAUUCUAGCACUGCCAGUGCUUUCUUGAAGACAUUUGAGUAACUUUCCAAUUGUACUAUAAAACUGUGCUACACUUAAUUGGAGGAUUUAACAUUUCCUGUGUGGUGAGUCUGAGGAACCACCUGAUGUUCCCCUCUGGAGGAGACAGAAGACUCUUUAGAGACUAAAGACAUUUUUAGAUUCAAUCAUCGACUUUCAGAAUUCUACUUCUUUUGAGUUUUUGGACUUUUUUCCCCUCCAAAGGGAUGCUUUUUUUCCUGCUCAGUUUUAUCCUCAUUGCCAUUGAAUGCAUUGGAUUGAAUGGGACACUUCUUAGCAUGUCACAUGGAUCGGAAGACAUAAUUCCAGUGCCUUUUAUGGUGGAGCAAGAAUGGACUAGUGACACACAUUUCAACCCUAUUUUGUGUGCUCCUCAACCCUUUUUUAAUCAUUCUGUAUUUAAAAUGUACUCUGGUUUAUUUAAUAGAGCUUUUUAUGGUUGCACAUCAGAAAGAAAAAAAAAAAAGGAAAAAAAAGCUGCACUGUCUGGACUUCAGUGGUGACCUGGUGACUGAGCACAGUCCCAAAUCCAGCAGGAGCACUAGUUCUCAUCCCAGUAUGUGCAGGCGGGUUCCAGGCCCUCCCCUAAAGCCAUUCUUUCCUAGGGUUGUGAGUUAGGAUCAAUUUGGUGGGCAGAGGGAAUGAGCCAGAUGAACCAAUGUCCCAUGUCAAAUGAAUUCCAGAGAAAACCACUGCUCUCCUUAAUGGUACCUGCACCAGGAUCAUGUGCUCAGCACAGCUGCAGGAACAGGGACCAUCUACAAUUGGGGGGUGUCUUUUCUUGUUCGUUUUUUCUUAAUUUUAGACCUAAAUACUCCCCCUGCACACCCCCUUUCAGGCUAAGGGCAGGCUGAGGCUCCACCUGAACUUUCUGAGGUUUGGUUUCCUGCUCUGCCCAGUCUGUCUUCUCUCAGGCCCCCACAGCCACAUCCCAGUUGUGCAGUGAUAGUGCUGAUCCACAUAGAAUUUACUGGUAUUCCAAGGAAAAGCUUGUAGCUUCCUCCUUGAGCUUUGGGAAAGGAUGCUGACCCCAGGAUACCAGCAAAUGUCUGCUUUAGUUUCCUCUGUUUUUUGUUAAGAUCUGAGAAAGACUGUUUUCAGUUUGAACUGAUGCAUAACUGCCCAAGAAUCAGUGAGUUGAUUGUAUUUCACAUUAAUGGAUACAGCUCAGAUUUCAAGUCUGUUUACAGAAAAUACCUAGGUUGUAGCAAAAGAGCCAAAGAGAACUCGCGUGGUAAAACGAAGCACAGCAUUUCUUAGUGGACUCUGAGCAGCGGAUGUCGCAUGGUUCCUGUUGAAGGCCUCGUCCUGAGGGGUGCUUGGCACCUUCACCUUCCCCUGGGAGCUGAAAGGUUGGGACACCUGGCAGGAUAGGGGCUCUCAGCGAGUGACUCGAGGUACUGGUUCUCCUCCCUCUUUGCUUUCACUUGAAUGCUUCUGCUGGGAAGCCCCGGUGUGCGCGGCCAGAGCAGAAUGCCCUCCUUCUAGGAAUUUAGCGAAGCCUCUUGCCUCAGGGAAAUGUUUAUGUGGUGGAAAUUCUGUGGGAUAUUUUUUCUUUACAUGCUAUAAUGAAUGAGUGAGUGGUGUGGAGCAGAGUGGCAGCACGGCAGGCCCACGCAGAGCAGCUGAUGGGGAGCCAGGCUGGCACCUCUGCCUUGGGGAGGCAACUUGCAGCGCUUCCAGGAUGGAAUGGGGAGGGAUAGGCUCCCAUGGCACUUACCUGGGGAUGGCAGUUCCUUUUGGGUGUAAGAGCUGCAGUUUACUAUUCUAUUUUUUUUUAUGUGUGUUGGCACUGUCUUGCUGAAGAUGGUGGGGGUGGUAUG